AAAGAGGCUAACGUCCACGCUAGCUUCCACGCUAGCUGCUAUAUGUUUUGCAUUGAGAUGACAAAGGUGCACUCCUCAAGAUGAGGAACCGGCUGGUUGAAGGUAAAGAACCUUUGGAACAAUCCGGGCCGAUGGGAAAAGGCAAGAGGGCAAAGAAAAGGAGGCCUUUUCUGGAGGACGACGACGACGUGGAACAGUCAGAGGCCCAAGAGGUGAACAAAUAUAGUUACCAGAUGACGUUGGAGGAAAGGAUUGCUGCACUGGAGAGGGAGAAUUAUUCCCUCAGGAAUGCUUUGAGCAUCAUUGAAGAGAGAAAACCAGAAGAGGAAGGAAGAUCUACGGCUCACACCUCAACUGCUGGACCAAGUUUGCAGUCUUCCACAACACAUCUGCCUUUGGAGGAUGGUGGGAUUUCCACCGAUGCUGUCUGUCUUGAUAUUAAACAAGCCAUAAAAGAUCGGUGCAAUAAGUCCACAGCAGCUAAGUACACCAACGACCUAAUGCAUGGUCUGUACACAACAGCGUUUAUGGCUGCUCACAGCGUGACUGGGCUUGGGGCAUCAAGCAGGGGGGAGACACGACCAUCCCUUCCUUCUGCUGAACUCACGAAGAUUGUUUGUGAAGUUAAAUCUGUCUUCAAAGAGAAGACAGAGGCGGAGAUCAAGGGCUAUAUACGCCAGAAACUCUCCAAUUCGGCGAAGAUCCUCAAAAGGAAAACAUUUAAAAAAAUCAAUUUGUUCUGCCACGUUAGGCCAUUAUGUUUGUUUGCAUUCAAUAUUGAGAAGUUCAACUAUCUCAAACUGGAGGAGUUUUAUGCUUCACUAAUAGUGGGGCAGAUAACAGCAAUGUUUCAGAAGAAUCGUGCAAAUGAUGAUACAAGCAUCAAAUUUGGCACACUUGUUCUCCAAGUGGUACUAAUCAAAUCUGCCUGA
Gymnodraco acuticeps is the source of this 932-nucleotide messenger RNA. RefSeq lists its product as uncharacterized. The transcript has 8 exons. Lineage: Eukaryota; Metazoa; Chordata; Actinopteri; Perciformes; Bathydraconidae. Gene Ontology annotation, molecular function: transcription corepressor activity; DNA binding. Gene Ontology annotation, biological process: negative regulation of Notch signaling pathway; positive regulation of neuron differentiation. The record is from RefSeq and is a predicted model, not a curated record. Gene Ontology annotation, cellular component: nucleus. The coding region runs from base 81 to 932 and encodes 283 amino acids.